Messenger RNA from Aureobasidium melanogenum CBS 110374, 672 nucleotides. RefSeq lists its product as uncharacterized. Gene Ontology annotation, biological process: intracellular protein transport; retrograde transport, endosome to Golgi. The record is from RefSeq and is a predicted model, not a curated record. The transcript is spliced from 4 exons. Bases 1 to 672 code for a protein of 223 amino acids. Lineage: Eukaryota; Fungi; Ascomycota; Dothideomycetes; Dothideales; Saccotheciaceae. Gene Ontology annotation, cellular component: retromer complex; endosome.
AUGACUUCUAGACUCGUUUUAUGCUUGGGCGACCUAUUCAUCCCGGACCGCGCCAAUGACAUUCCAGCAAAGUUCAAGAAACUCCUCACACCGGGCAAGAUUGGCCAGAUUCUCUGUCUAGGCAACCUCACAUCACCAAGCGUCUACACUUUCCUCCGAAACCUGGCGCCCGAUCUUCAGCUCGUCAAGGGUGACUUUGACAUCUCACUAUCAACUCCUGCUCCUCCGAACCCCAACGCUCCAUAUGCUGCUCCUACCGACCAGAUUCCCGUUCCUACUGCUCUCUCAAAAGUUGUCACACAUGGCGGUCUGCGCAUUGGCUUCACACAUGGUCACACCAUUGUCCCACCCGGCGACCCAGACAGCUUGUUGAUAGCUGCAAGACAGAUGGAUGUCGACGUCUUGUGCUGGGGUGGUACUUGCAAGUUUGAGGCCUACGAGAUGGAGGGCAAGUUCUUUGUCAACCCAGGCAGUGCGACCGGUGCUGUCAGUUGGUCAUCAGAUACCGAACUCGACUCGGAAGGCGAAGCAGUGUCAACGCCUGGCUUUGUGCUUAUGGAUGUCCAAGGAGACGUCCUCGUCCUCUACGUAUACCAGCUUCGCAAGGACCAGAAUGGUGUUGAGAAUGUGGCCGUCGAGAAGGUCUCGUACAGGAAAAACGCCUCUUCAUAG